CCAGCCCGCCCAGCCUGCGCGGGGGAGGCGGGCGGCGGGCGCGGGGCGAGGCGGGGCGCCCACGCUGACGCGGCCCGCGGACCCGGACGGCGCCCCGCGCGGGCAGGAUGCUGCUCCUGAGGGGCUCCCGCUGGUGGCGCCCGCGGCGGCCGCCGACGCCCAGCGCCCCGGGCCGAGCGGGGCCGCGGCCGCCGACGCCGACGCCCCAGGUUUUGUGUGUGAAGCUGUGUGGAAGUUGGAAAUGCUAUCAAGCACAUUUUUACAGCACAGUGGCGCCACCUGAUGAAGUAACAGUUAGUUAUAGACAUGGCCUUCCCUUGAUAACACUCACUUUACCAUCCAGAAAUGAACGCUGUCAAUUUGUAGUCAAACCAAUGUUAUCAACAGUUGGUUCGUUUCUUCAGGACCUACGAAAUGAAGAUAAAGGUGUCAAAAAUGCAUCCAUCUUCACAACAGAUGGCAGUGAGAUUGCAACUUCAACCUUGAUGGGGUUUUUGCUAAUGAAUGAUUUUAAACUUGUCAUUAAUAAAAUAACAUACGAUGUACAAUGCCCCAAGAAAGAAAAACCGAGUAGUGAGCACACUACUGAGUUGGAAAAUAUGAAAUCCUUGGUUCACAGACUGUUUACAGCCUUGCAUUUAGAAGAGUUUCAGAAAAAGAGAGAGCACCACUUACUGGAGGAAAUUGACCACCUGAAGGGACAGCUGCAGCCCCUCGAACAGAUGAAAGCUAAAAUUGAAGCUCGCUCAGCAGCUAAAACCAGUGGACUCCUGUGGGCUGGAUUGGCGCUGCUGUCCGUUCAGGGUGGGGCAUUGGCCUGGCUCACUUGGUGGGUGUACUCCUGGGAUAUCAUGGAACCAGUUACAUACUUCAUCACAUUUGCAAAUUCCAUGGUCUUUUUUGCAUACUUUCUAGUCACUCGACAGGAUUAUACUUACUCAGCUAUUAAGAGUAGGCAUUUUCUGCACUUCUUUUAUAAGAAAUCAAAGCAACAGCAUUUUGAUGUGGUGCAAUACAACAAGUUAAAAGAAGAUCUUGCUAAGAGAGGAAGGAAGAGGGACAAAAAGCCAGAAACAUCGAUGAGAGAGAAACAUCGACCAGCUGCCUCCUGCACACCCCCCACCGGGGAUGUGCCCACAACCAAUGAACAUGCCCUUGACCGGAAUCGAACCCGGGACCCCUCAGUCCGCAGACUGACGCUCUAUCCACUGAGCCAAACCGGUUUUGGCGCAAUCAUGUUUUUUUAACAAAUAUAUUUUUAUUGAUUUCAGAGAAGAAGGGAGAGGAAGGGAAACAUCAGUGAUGAGAGAGAAUCAUUGGUCAGCUGCCUCUUACGCACUCUCCCCCCCGCCCCCCCCCCCCCCCCCCCAUUGGGAAUGGAGCCUGAAACCGGGGCAUGUGCUCUAACCGGGAAUUGAACUGUGACCUCCUGGUUCAUAGAUCGAAGCUCAAACACUGGGCCAUGCCAACUGGGCACACUAAUGUUUUUUUAAUGAAUAUCACCUGGGAACUGAAAAGGGUUCCCAGAUCCCAAUUCCUGUGUCUCGUAUUGUGACAUUUUUUCCUGCACAAAGUCAAGAGCCCACACAUUACCGGCCGGGCUGAGGCAGACCCAUACAGGGCCAGGCUCCCGUUCCAGUAACAACGGCACAUGGAUGCUUUCUGGUUCUCCAACAUGGAGGCUCUCCCCAAAAAAGGCCAACUGGUUGUCCUCUGGGUUUUUGGAUUUUUAAAUUGAUUUUUAGAGAGAGGAAGGGAGAGGGAGAGGGAAACAUUGAUGUGAGAGCAGAACAUUGAUUGGCUGCCUCCCAUACAUGAUUGGGAAUCAAACCAGCAGCCUCUUUUUUUUAAAUUUUUUUAAAAAUAAAUCUUUAUUGUUCAGUUA
This is a messenger RNA of Eptesicus fuscus (big brown bat), 1885 nucleotides long. It is a transcript of the gene MCUB, whose product is annotated as mitochondrial calcium uniporter dominant negative subunit beta. Gene Ontology annotation, molecular function: calcium channel inhibitor activity. The transcript is spliced from 8 exons. The record is from RefSeq and is a predicted model, not a curated record. Gene Ontology annotation, biological process: calcium import into the mitochondrion; mitochondrial calcium ion homeostasis. Bases 108 to 1247 code for a protein of 379 amino acids. NCBI's taxonomy places the organism in Eukaryota, Metazoa, Chordata, Mammalia, Chiroptera, Vespertilionidae. Gene Ontology annotation, cellular component: mitochondrial inner membrane; uniplex complex.